Cheilinus undulatus (humphead wrasse) is the source of this 1538-nucleotide messenger RNA. Its product is annotated as sialoadhesin-like. NCBI's taxonomy places the organism in Eukaryota, Metazoa, Chordata, Actinopteri, Labriformes, Labridae. The record is from RefSeq and is a predicted model, not a curated record. The coding region runs from base 92 to 1330 and encodes 412 amino acids. The transcript is spliced from 8 exons.
GUUUUCUCCCCCACUAAACAUUAAGUGAUCUCCAGCAGCUUUCUCUUCAGGUGUGGGCUUUUAAGAUCUGGGUGAUAAGGUCAGAGCAGUCAUGAUGGUGAGGAUGCUGACAGCAAGCAUACUACUGGGUGUCUUCUUUCUCUCAGGUGCACUGGCUAAAUGUCCCGUUUUUGUUCAAGACCUCUUCAUUGAUACGCCAGAGACGAUGGAAGCACUGAAAGGAUCUUGUUUGCAUAUCCCAUGUACCUUUAGGCCUAGAAUAGAAGGAAAAUUUGACAGCACACAGCCAAUCAUUGGACUUUGGCUUAAACAAGUCUCUGCUGAUACAAACAAAGUGGUAUACCGCAGUGAUUGGAAAACCAAUGAAUAUCCAAUGAAUAUAACUGGAAACCUCAAUCUGAAACAAUGCACCACUUUAUUCUCUAAUUUAAUCCCAACAUAUGAAGGCACAUACUUCUUCAGAAUGGAGAGUGAAGCAUUCAGAGCAACCGCUGUUCGUGACUGUCUUCAAAUUAAAGUGAGAGAUUCCCCUCAAGAACCAAUCAUGGAGAUUCCUGUUGAUCUGAAGGAGAAUGUGUCUGUCAAUAUAACGUGUUCAGCUGUCACUCCCUGUCCACUCUACCCUCCUAAACUCACCUGGAACGUCAAAGACUCUCACAACACCAAGGAGGAAAACCAAGAUGGAACCUUUACAACUAAAAUCCAGGAGACCAUCACUCUGACAGACAAACAUGAUGGAUACAACAUCAGCUGUUCUGCUACUUAUCCUGUGAAUGCAGGAAGAGACAACAAGACAGCAGAGGAGACAAAGACUCUCAGUGUUUCAUAUGCUCCUAAAGACACCUCAGUGUCCAUCAGUCCACCAGGUUUGCUGUCAGCUGGUGUUAAUGUGACCCUGAGCUGCUCCAGCAGAGCCAAGCCUCGUGUCAGCAGCUUCACCUGGUUCAAGAUGAGCUCAGAUGGACCCAUGAACGUAUCUGAGGGAGAGAUUUACAGCUUUAAUGUGACAGAAGGAGGAGUUUAUUUCUGUGUGGCCAAGAAUGAUCUUGGGGAUGAAAGAUCAUCAGAGAUUCAUCUUCAUGUUGAAGGAGCACAACAGCCGGAUAGCUUUUUAACGUGGUUAGCAGUCAUUAGAGGAUUGUUUGUGAUUGCAGGUCUCAUUGCUGUGGUUGCAGCGAUUCGGUGGUUUAAGUUGAAACGUUCAGCUCUCCAACAGACAGAGCAGAGAAUGACGUCUAUAGAGCUGACCGGACAAGAGCCAUCCAGAAUAUCAGAGAGAGAGAGAGGACACACGCUAUUGAGAAAUAGACUUCUCCAAGUUUGGACAUGAACUGUCCUCCACCUCAGCGCAGGACAGAAGACAACAGCAGGAGAUGGUGUAAAAACUAAUCUGAUUUCUUUUGUUUAUGACAUGGUACUUUCUUCAGCAAUAGCUCAAACCCUUGCUGAAGUUUUUAUCCUGUGUGUAUGUUCAAAGAUAACCCUCAGUUUAAACUUAAUUUUACAAGCUUUGAGCAUUACAAAGUUAAAGCACAUCA